Messenger RNA from Saccostrea cuccullata (small rock oyster), 1029 nucleotides. RefSeq names its product DNA polymerase III PolC-type-like. Gene Ontology annotation, biological process: DNA catabolic process. NCBI's taxonomy places the organism in Eukaryota, Metazoa, Mollusca, Bivalvia, Ostreida, Ostreidae. Gene Ontology annotation, cellular component: cytoplasm. The record is from RefSeq and is a predicted model, not a curated record. Gene Ontology annotation, molecular function: 3'-5'-DNA exonuclease activity; nucleic acid binding.
UCACGGCAGGCAAAGCUGGAUCGACUGCGUCUCAAGGAAGAAAGACAGUCGUCAUUGGCAUCGGCGGAAUUACAUGAAGGCACAACAUAUGAGUCGGGUAUAGACUAUGCAGUCCCCGCAGACAGACAGGAGGAACUAGUCAUGGAUAUACCACUUCCCAGUACACGGCAGCUCAGCAGACCUGUAGACGCACCAGCCUCACCUGACACAAUUAUUGUGGCUGAUCUAGAGACUACUGGAUUUUCUAACAGUAGCAGUAUCAUUCAGAUUGCGGCAGCUCCACUUUAUUCAGACGACAGCUUUAACAGAUUUGUACAACCCGCUAACGGUUUUAUUCCACCAUCGAUAGUCAAACUAACUGGAAUAGAAAUGCACGGAAUGCAGAUGUAUUACCUGCUAAACCCGGUUCCGUCUUGUGGAGAAAGGCAGGCCAUAGCCGAGUUUGCUGAGUGGCUUAGCCUUAGCAGGUUCCCCUCCCCUUUAAUUGUGGCACAUAAUGCACAAUUUGAUGCCCGUAUCUUAGUGUCCUGCUUCACCAGACAUGGUCUGACUGAUAUGAUAAAACGUGUCGUUGGUUUCUCGGACACAGUGAAAUUUUUCAAGAAAGUUCACCCCAAUCAACCAUCAUAUAAACUUCAAGAUUUGGCUAAAUCGUUAGCUCCAGAAUUUGAUUCUGUGAAUGCACAUAAUGCUGAAAAUGAUGUUUCUAUGUUGAAAAUCUUGCUGAAAAACACUCCAAAAGCGGAGGAGUCACUCUCUGAGUUAAUCUUCUCUACUGAUUAUGUCAUCGCGAACAACGAAAAGCUAUCAAAUAAGAACAAAAACAUAGGAAGUUUUCAUGAUAUAAUAACCUCAAACGUCCUAACAAAGGGGCAAAGUUCUACUUUGGCAGCUCAUGGUUUUCAGGCAAAUCAUUUGAAACUGGCGCUUCAGAGAGGCGGAAGAGAUGGACUUUACGAAGUGUUGAAGGGAAAACUAAAGUCUGUAAAUACAGUUAUAGACAAAAUCAUUUCCUUUUAUGAGGUAUGA